This is a messenger RNA of Diachasma alloeum, 1677 nucleotides long. Its product is annotated as nucleoredoxin. The coding region runs from base 57 to 1550 and encodes 497 amino acids. The transcript is spliced from 7 exons. The record is from RefSeq and is a predicted model, not a curated record. NCBI's taxonomy places the organism in Eukaryota, Metazoa, Arthropoda, Insecta, Hymenoptera, Braconidae.
CAAACCGCCAACAUUAAUUGUUACAACAGAAUUUUCAAAAUCCGAUCACCGACACAAUGGCUUGUACUGAGAAUAUCGUGCCGUCCGGUGCAAUACCAAAAAAAUCGUGCACAAACCUAUCGAUUUCAUCCCCCAGUGAUCACAAUCGUCUUCAGCCCUGGCAGCAGAGGCUCUUCGGUAAACAAUUGUUUCACUGCGGUGAUGGUGAUAAACUUGUUGAUGUUAACAGUGCACUUGUCGGGGAGAAAGGCCCUAUGUGCGACAUCAUUGGGGUUUAUUUCAGUUUUAUCAAUCCCGGCGCCACGUGCGAUGAUUUCACGAGACAAUUACUUGGAUUGUAUCAGAAUAUCAAUGCUGGUGUUUUUGUGAAUGGGGAUCACGGGGAAGGGGGGAAGAAGAAGAAAUUUGAGGUAGUGCAUGUGGUGCUCUGGAGUAAUGUUGCCGAUGUUCUGGAUUUUGAGGAGAGCUUUCGAAAUCAUGUGGCCGAUUUGCCGUGGCUAGCUGUGCCUAAUCGGGAUUACGAGAGGAAGACAAGAUUAACAAGGAGAUACAGAAUCAAAACCGGUGUACCGACCCUAAUCCUCUUGGAAGGUACAAGUGGCUCUGUGGUGACUCGUGGGGGUGUGGAGAGGGCACUGGCCGAUCCCAGUGGCUCGAACUUUCCGUGGAGAGCUUCACAUCCAAAGUCAGCCCUCGAGGAUGGACCACUGAUGCCCUGUGGUGCUCGAGACAGCAAUGAACCGAUGCUACAUGAGGAGCUACGGCACUGCGUCAAGGGGGUUUAUUUCAGCGCCCAUUGGUGCCCCCCCUGCAAAGCCUUCACUCCACAAUUGGUGGAUACUUACCAGCGGAUUCGGGAGAGGGGACACAACUUUGAAGUGAUUUUCGUCAGUUCCGACAGGAGUGAAGAGUCGUAUAAUGUCCACACGGAGUCGAUGCCGUGGCUGCGGAUCCCCUUCAAUCAAGAGGAGAGACGGAAGAAACUGGCGAUUGCACUUGACGUUCAGGCGAUACCCACCCUCGUGAUUCUCGAUCCCAGGGACAAUAUCAUCACUCUGGAGGGGAGGGCUGAGCUGCUGGAGGAUCCAGAGGGGCUAAAUUUUCCCUGGACGAUCAGACUUGUCAACAUCCUCACUGAGAAGUAUGCGACCUCUCUCCAUGAUGCCCCAGCCAUCAUUCUUUUUGUCGAGGGUGACGACUGUGAGGUGCAGUUUGGGGAGAGUGUUCUCCUGCCAGCAGCUGAGGCCUACAGGAGGGACAGGCCUGAUUACGAUCCGAAUUAUGAUGAUCCUGACGGGACACUUCAAUUUUUUAUCGCUCUUGAUGGAGAAACGUCCGAUAUUCUCCGGGAAUUCGUCGGCCUGGAUGAUGCUGUGCCACUUCUGACUGCCAUAGACAUUCCCCGAGGAGUUUACGCAGUGAUGGAGGACGGUGCUGAAAUAACUGUCGAUUCUGUGCAAUAUUUCGUCGAUGGAUUUAGAUCUGAAAAAUUGCCAACCAACAAGAUAGCUGCCAGCCAAAAAUCCAAAAACGAUAAAGUCAACGUCUGAGGCUUGGUGUCACUGGAAUUCUUGUGUACAAAGUUCAUCGCCCAAUGCAUUGCAUUCCCAUCGUAUCAUUAGUUGGAUAAAUUGUAUAUUGUAUAAGGAGCAUUUAAUAAAACCAAACAGAACUGUA